Ilex paraguariensis (yerba mate) is the source of this 402-nucleotide messenger RNA. The record is from the annotation of a GenBank genome assembly. NCBI's taxonomy places the organism in Eukaryota, Viridiplantae, Streptophyta, Magnoliopsida, Aquifoliales, Aquifoliaceae.
AUGGAGUUUGGUCUGAGCUUGGGACAUUCAUCAAAAUCAUUUGAGUUUUUGACAAAGAAUCAAGAGUUUACGACCACCACCAACAACACUGUUGGUGAAUUGGCAAAAUCUAUAGGGACUAAAGGGCUAGUUGCUAGGCAAGUGGUGGAUAUAGCCUCAACUGGGGUCUCCACUGUAGGAAUGGAAGAGCUAGAGUUCAUUCAUCUACACAAGACCGCCGCAUUGCUGGAGACUACGGUGGUGCUGGGGGCUAUGCUCGGCAGGGGUGAUGCGGCAAAGGUUGAGCAAUUGAGGAAAUUUGCGAGGUGUAUUGGGUUAUUGUUUCGGGUGGUUUAUGAUAUUCUUAAGGUUACAAAGUCAUCUUGGGUCUGCACAGUGAAAAUAUUCGGGUCUGCCCAGUGA